UUCUCAGCUCUCAACCAAACACUCCUCUUUUCAGAUCGCUAUUACAUACAUACAUCUAUCUUGAGUUGAUUAAUUUCUCUGCAGGCGUUUAGAGAAGAAUUCUAAGAUGGCAGACGACAGCACAGCAACGUGCAUAGACAUCCUGCUAGCCAUCCUGCUGCCCCCUCUUGGUGUCUUCCUCAAGUAUGGAUGCAAGGUGGAGUUCUGGGUUUGUUUGAUUCUGACAUUUUUUGGCUACCUUCCUGGUAUCCUUUAUGCUGUCUAUGUCAUUACCAAGAACUGAUCUCCUUCUAUGGUAACAGAUCGAGAAAAAACUGCAGGGUUGCUCCUCCUGUGUUUUUGUUCUUGUUUGUGUGUGUGUGUCUGUUUCUUUUUCUUUUUCUUUUUUUUUUUUUUGGAUGAGGGUGAAUGUGAGCAAUUAAUUAAGAUUAAUUCAUCUAGCUAUUUUCUGUUGUUAUAUUUCAUGUGUAAUUGUGUUUAUUAUAUUGUUGGAGUAUGUAUUGUUGUCC
Rubroshorea leprosula is the source of this 509-nucleotide messenger RNA. Lineage: Eukaryota; Viridiplantae; Streptophyta; Magnoliopsida; Malvales; Dipterocarpaceae. The record is from the annotation of a GenBank genome assembly.